Molecule: messenger RNA, 1992 nt
Organism: Letharia columbiana
Lineage: Eukaryota; Fungi; Ascomycota; Lecanoromycetes; Lecanorales; Parmeliaceae
Exons: 4
Coding region: 1-1992 (663 amino acids)
Source: RefSeq, a predicted model, not a curated record
AUGGUAGACAUUACAGAGUUCGCUAUCCGACUACCCCAAGGGAAGGCUCACACUCGCAAUUAUGCCCUUCCUUUACCCGUCGUGCCGCCUCGCGUACCUCGAGACCAAGAAAUAAGUAACAGCGUACUCGAUAGCAUAUGGAGCAAGUUGCUCUAUCGAAGACGACCUGUGGCCCCAGACGGCUUCGAGACCUUUUUGAGGGACCUGAAAGAGGUCACGUUAGCCGAUAUCUACCACACACUGAACGAGAAGCCUGCUGCAUCUUUCGAAGGCCUAAUCUGGUUCGCGGUAUCAAGUCAAGAUUCUUCGAAUGUAACGUUCACCUCGUUCUUUCCAAAUGAGAAUGUCAGCAGCCUGUCAGUAUAUGAAGCAUUCCAUCAAUUCCGAGCGGACUAUGAGCAAGCUUCCCCAGGUACACUUCGAUUAUGUUGCUUAACGAAGACUGCACCCGUAAUCAAGCGGCUCUUUUCGUACUUCCGUCUGUUCACUCUCUCAGCUUACUCUGAGCCGCAAUUCUGGGCCCGAACUCUCCUUGCAUUUCUUCUCUGUUGGAGUGGUUACGCAAGCCAGGAGUUCGUCGAUAUCAUAUUGCAGAGCUCAGAUAGCAAGAGCAACGCCGAUAGGAAUCGCGUCUUUCGCCUUCCUUCUCAAGUCGUGCCAGCCUCGUCCAGCUGGGGUUUUGAAUACGUUUGGCCAUUUAAUGUGCCCGAUUUUAGCGUAUUUGAUAUCCAUACAAGGCGGCCUUACAAAGCAAAGCCAACCAUGGAGAUCAUUCAGCUGUUCAAUCAUUUCAAAGACGAUGGCUCCUGUAACACGACUUUAUCAUUUGACUCCACUAGAGCUUUGGCGAGGUUCAGGAUACUCCUCACGCACCCUCUACCUCAGGAUGGCGGAGUAACCCAGCCUGAAAAUUUAGUAGACGUGGUUCCUUUGAAAUGUUUGUAUGAGAUCAUUUUGAUUAUCCAUGAGCAAAUGAACGAGGAAUCGCUUGAGUUCAUAGGGAAGGUUUUCGACCGAGCGACUGAGAUAGUAUACACUGUCUGCUACCACCAAAUUGAGCUUUUACUUACGACCCAUCAGGUUAUACACAGCCGUGAUCACCCUGGCAGGGCCGAGUAUCUCUACCUACUAAUGUUGCAAGACUCUAUUACCUUGACACUUCACCAUAUUCAAGCUGCCAAAGAACAACUUUGCCGACAGCUUUCAAGUACAGCAGGGGAGGCAUUAACGACUCGAAAGGACAAUGUUUUGAAAGACACAGACUAUCUCAUCGAAUCUUUAAACUUGACGAUGGUGCAUCUGGGCGAAUGUCAACAACAGGUAAGGUUUGCAAGACCGCUGGGUCAUCAAAUUAACACAUCUCGCCAGGCAAAAUCACUGGAAGAACUAAAGCAGAAUCAAAUCGCUGGAAUCAUCGGUUUCCUUGUCGCCAUUUACGUGCCAGUCGCCUUCGUGUCCUCAUACUUUGGCAUGAACACUGUCGAGAUUCUGACCGGGAACCUACACAAUUCGCUAUUCUGGCAGAUCGCCAUCCCCCUCAUGGUCUUGACCAUCAUGCUCCCGCUCAGUCUGAGCAUCAUCGCCCGUGUCACUCGCGCCUUGAGCCUCUCCGCUGGCGCGUUCUCGUUGCGCCAAUGGCCCAUGAUCGUCGAUCUUUGUUUGACGUUUUUUUGCCUCAGCCUCGCGGCCGCGCACAUUGUCCACUGGAGGCGUUCCCAACACCAUCAGUUCCAAGAGCUCUUUCGUCGUAUCUCGCCGCACGAAACAGUCAUCGUUGACGGUAUCUUUGCGUGCUUCGGCCUGCUGAAAGCCGUCGAGAAUAGUGUUUUGCGCAAUCGGCGGGGCCGGAAGUGGUGUUUUCUCUGGCUCGUCAUGACUUUUGUCAUAGCGCUCUGCGCCGGAUUGAGCCUUCUUGAUGAUUCUUUUGCUACACUUUUGACGCCAUUCGGAUUCGUGUUUGUCACUUUGGCAGUUCGGCCAUUGAUUUUUUGA